This is a messenger RNA of Aspergillus calidoustus, 4122 nucleotides long. The record is from the annotation of a GenBank genome assembly. NCBI's taxonomy places the organism in Eukaryota, Fungi, Ascomycota, Eurotiomycetes, Eurotiales, Aspergillaceae.
CCGUACAGCGCCCCAAGAUCAUGUCUUACCCCUUUCGAGCUUUGGUAACGCUGGUUGGCUGCUGAGCAACAGGCAGAUUCAGGAGAAUUAAUCUGGGUUUAAUCUAUGCUCAGGAAGAGUCAUGAGCGGAAUGAAGGAAGGAAGAAUAGAUACUAUGAAUGAAACCUUGCGGCCUCCUCAUAAUAUCGUUAGAGAUAGCUGCGAUCUUUGCGGAAGAAACCCGGGGAAAGUCGUUGUUGACAAGAUAAUCUCCUGUUGGUAGGUGACGACUCUCAGCUGUUUCUGGUAUGACUUGCAGCUGCACGAAGAGUCAUCGCCAUCUGGAUUCCGCCGCUCUCUUAUUUUUGCUGAUUAUGAGGAAUUUCGCAUGCUUUUCAAAGCCGCUAAUCGAUCUGCUUCCCCCUCGUGGGCGCUCGACCUGCACCAGGAAACCUUCCCUCCCUCCUUCUGGAUUCCCUUCUCCUUUUCUUGAAAAUCCCGUUAAAGUUGUAUAACUCGCACAAUAACAUAACAAGUUCCUGUAAAUCGUCACCGAUCGCAGAAUCCAAACGAGGAUAGGACCGUUGUGCUGGGCGUGGUCGUUCCCUUUGCGCGUUCAGAAACAGAGGAAAAUCCCGCCCGUCAGUCGUCUCCGCCUCAUUCGCUUUUUUCUGCAUCGGUCUGAGCGCUUUUUUCUUAAUCGUUUGUACCAGUAUAAUUGAGCUACCGGCAUUUGCUAUACCAGAUUCUCCCCCCUGUUCCUCCCCAACCAUUUCCCCUCGCUCUCGAACUUCCCCUCGGACAGUAUACACGGCUUGGUCAACAGCACUGCAGGGUUGCUCUCACUUCACGAGGGAGCCCUCUCGAAAGACGUCGUUGCCACGCGUCCAAUUCGAUAACUCGCUGAUCAGUGGAGGAUAACAACAUGGCAGCGUUGGUACAAACAAUUCCCCAGCAAAGCAGCGCGGUUCCGGUGCUCCAAACUCGUCCUUCUUCCUCUUCGGGCGCCUUUACAACAUCUCAGUCUCUACAGCAAUCGAAUUCGCGAAAUCAAGCAGCCAUGUCUUGGAACACAUAUAAUGCGGCAGGCAACUCGGGGGGGUAUAGGCAAGGUCAUCAGGUUGUGGCCCCCUACGCCUUCACCACCACCCCCAACCUCUCCAAUUCAUCCAACGCGCAAAACCGCCAGUCAUGGUCUCCUAGCUUGAGGCCUGAGCAUCGAACUUCUUCCGCCCCUUCAGCACCCCAAGUCUCCGCGAAUGCUGCCCACGUCGGAGUCAGUGCAUCACGACCCGUCCAUCACAUUGCAGCUGGUUCUGUAUCUACUUCAUCUUCCAACUCCUCUAGCCAGUCAUACAUGUCCAAGGACGACACGGCAAUCCCUUCUCGAAAGCUUCGUACUGACCCUUCUGUUCGCCCAUUAUCUACCGCCAAUCUCCCUUCUCCCACACCACCCUUUAUGAACAUAUCCUCACCUACCGUUUCCCGCCCCUCGCCUGAUCGUUAUCGGCGUGGUAACCGCCGCUCAGAUUCUCCCUCAACUGCCAUCCCUGGAUCAGCACCUGGUUUCGAGGAAAGUCCAGGCCCACUAGGGGUUAGAAGCCUGGUACCUGAAAACAACUCACAUAGUGUCGGCCAUACGAGAGCUCCUAGUGCGGACGAUGUAGCACGCUCAGAAAAGCCACAGCCGGAACUGGCCAAGAGAUAUCGACGGAGGAGUUGGGGAAAUAUUGACAAUACUGGUCUCAUCAAUCUUCAGCUUCAUCUACCUGCUUCAUCGCCAAUUCCUAUGCCCAAGGGAACGGACUAUUUUGAUCAGGAUCGGCCCAGGUCGGCCCAAUCACAAAAGGAAGUCGCGGGAAGCAUUCAUUCUGCCCGCUCUUCUACAUCAUCUGUCCAUGAUCCUUCUGUCCCUCCCAAAACCGUUCCAAAAUCCGACGACAUCAAGCGCAUCCCGAAACCAUCCCCCUUGUCCCAACCUGUGUCUGCAGACUCUACUUCACCAGCGACAGCACAGCCGAAUCCUCAAAAUCAGCAACCCAAGCCGGCAAUGAGCCCUGCCUCGCAGCGGCUAGCGGAGCUCACCAAAAACGAUGCACAUCGGCCAGGAAAGUCGCGACUGCGAAGGGCAUUUUCAUUCGGGAGUGCUUCAGAAUUACUCAAGGCCUCACAAAACAACCAUCGCAAGGACGGACUCUCCGUGGACAAGUCUCGCAGGGAACUGCUCAAGGAGGAACUGGGUGCUGAACAGGCAGCCAUUGCUGAACAACAGGAAGCUAGCGGCUUAGGUGAAAGCAUAUACUCUCACCACCAGGGUCGAUUUUUCAACAGCUCCACGGACAAUCUAUCCAUCUCUUCGACGGCGUCUUCCGCCUCGAUCAUGCUUCGAAAGAUGGGCAAGGGUAUGAAGCGAUCCACUCGGUCUCUUGUCGGACUAUUCAGACCCAAGUCUGCUAUCAUCUCACCCGUGGAUGAAAUGACAGCGGAGCCGAUGGCACCUCAGCUUUCUGUGGUGAAUAUUGAAGCAGAAAGAAAGAGUGUUGCAGCAAAUGCCGACCCACAGGAUGUUCCCCACGGCGGCACAGUUUUCCCAAAAAUGGAAUCGACUGUUCCACCCGCCUCGACUCAGGAUGAUGACUUGACCGAAGCUGCCCAAUCGCGUAAGAGCAUUGUUGGCGGAGACAGAGAGCGCGCGGAGGUUCUUGCGGCCGUCAGAAAAGGCAUCCUCAAGAAAACCAACUCCGAGAGCACAUUUUCUACUCCGCCAAAGCCAGCUUCUCAGAACGAGAACGGUACUGAUUCGCCUAAUUCAAGCGCGCCAAGCACUCCCGAGGACCAGCCGCGAACCGGGUAUCGACGCUCUGAUGUGGUCAAAAUUGCUGGAGAGGACGAGCUAUCCGACACCAAGAAUGUGUCUCUGGGACCGCAAUCGGUGUCCUCGAAAUCUCUCGUCUUUAGCCCGCGAAUCCAGUUUCAUGAGACGUGGCCCAGCGGCGAAUAUGAUCGACGGGGAGAUAUUGCGACUUGCAACCGACUUACUCCACUUCUCGCUCAGCAAAUAAAAGAAGAGCUGAACACCUUCAAGAUGGAGAUGGAGGUUCACGAAACCUCGAAAAUCUAUACACACUUCCUCUGAAUGCAGCAUAACAAAACGGCGUUCUCUCUUUCCCUUGAUUUCUCGUGUGUCAUUUAAUCUCCGGACGGGCGAUUGGAUCUAUGAAAGGUGUGGUAUCCACACCUGGCGUCUUGUAGACCUGGUUUAUCUCUCUAGAGCAACUCUUUUUUUGGUUGCACGGUCGAUUCCGAUUUUGAUGUCUUGACCAGCGCCGUUGUCUGGUCUCAUCAAACACCUCUUCCAAACACUGCGAUCAUGAUAGUUGACCCCGUUGGUCUAUUAUACACGUGUUUCGAAUCAGAAUCCCUGGUAUGGGAAGGGCUUUUAUUUUGUGCAUGCAUCCCAAUUAAUGCGGACCCAGCAAAGGCAGUAUUAAAGAGAAAAUGGAGCGGUCGAUUGUUGUCGUGUGUCGCGACCACUUCAGAUUGUUCGGCGUUGAUCUACCUCGCGCUCAGGAUUUUGGGUACUGAUCUAUUCUUUUUAUCCUGACCCCGGAUCCAGUCACGUUUAUGGAUUCUGUCUUACACUUUUCCGACACUUUGUUCGAUUCAUCCAGUCUUUUAAUCAUGUCUUUGGCAAGCGUGAAACUGGCAGCACCCAUUGAUCAUUUGUCUUACAUCUUCAUGUUUUUCAUUCUCCUUACCAUCAUCAAACUCGCACUAGCCACUCUUCAUCGUGUGUUCGCGUUCUGGAAAUCGAUGCACUGGCGCAUCUCAUGCAGUUUGACAUCUGUUUUUAACUGGGCCUAAUUACAGCAUACUCAGGGCUUUCUUACUGUCAUUUCUUUUGCACUAUUUCUUACCUGGGCAUCCGAACCGUGUAUUCGCGUCUUGCGAUUUCUCAUACGCACGCUGUCUCUUUUCUUCCAUAGCUGUUGCUGGUACUGUAUUGACUGGAUGGCAUGUGAACCGAAUUCAUCUACAUUUCAACGCCUUCCACCGCGGUUGAUUGGUUAACUCGACUUCGUAGGCUGUACUCAGCAACGUCAGAGGUAUAGAGUCGGGCAUUGUUCCCUAGCUGGAGAAUUG